This is a messenger RNA of Aspergillus heteromorphus CBS 117.55, 1620 nucleotides long. RefSeq names its product Zn(II)2Cys6 transcription factor domain-containing protein. Gene Ontology annotation, molecular function: zinc ion binding; DNA-binding transcription factor activity, RNA polymerase II-specific. NCBI's taxonomy places the organism in Eukaryota, Fungi, Ascomycota, Eurotiomycetes, Eurotiales, Aspergillaceae. Bases 1 to 1620 code for a protein of 539 amino acids. The record is from RefSeq and is a predicted model, not a curated record. Gene Ontology annotation, biological process: regulation of DNA-templated transcription. The transcript is spliced from 2 exons.
AUGCCCUCUCCUCCCACUGAAAAACGCCAGAGAGUCCGCACCAAACGAUCGCGCACAGGAUGCCGUACCUGUCGCGUCCGACGCAUCAAAUGCGACGAAACGCCCGGCGCCUGUACCAAUUGCACCUCUACCGGUCGAUCCUGUGACUACGACAUGCACCGUCUCCCCCCAACCCACGAAAUCCCCCACCUCACCAGCGCCCUUGCGCGUCCUCUCGCAGCCGGCUUCCGCUGGAAGAUGACCUCCGAUGAACGGCGCUGCUUCUCGCAUUUCCAGAACUACACCGUCCCGGGUCUGCUCGAGCUAUUCGAAUCGCCGCUGUGGCAGAGAGUCGUUCUCCAGAUGAGCUACUCCGAGCCCGCGGUGUACCACGCGGUCGUCGCGCUGAGCGCCGCUCAACAGGACAUGGAGGCGUACGGGAUGCCAUUGCCGGGCGAAACUCGGAACAGCGUGUGGCAGCAGUUCGCACUGGAGCAUUCCGUCCGCUCGUUCUCGCUGCUGAACAAGCGUCACGCGUCGCAGGACCCGACGUUCCGAGCCGUCAUGGUCCUCUGCUGCUUGCUUUUCGUCCUGCUGGAACUGCUCCAGGGCCAGUAUGACCGCGCGUGUCAGCAUCUGAACAGCGGGUUGUUGAUCCUGAAGGAGCUUAAGGCUGAUCGGAACCUCGUCGAGUCAACCUCCUCGCCCAUUGAGACGUGCGUGGUUGCAGCAUUCGCACAGCUGGACAACCAGUCCGCUUUCUUCCCGCUCCACGGUCCGGUAUUCUGCUUCGAUGACACAAUCAAGUGCCACCUGUGGCUGGAAGCCCACCCGUACGCAUUCAGCAGCAUCUACGAGGCGCGCCAGACCCUGGACCCUGUGACCAGCGGCGUCUACCGAUACCUGGCGGUAUGCUGGCCGCUAUCCGCCCGAGGCGUCGGCCUGAACUACCACUCCCUGCACCUGAAACAAGGGGAACUUCUCUCCCAACUUCAGCACUACGCGGAGGCCUUCGAGCUCUUCUGCGACAGCCCACACUCCCUCCGCAACGGGCGAGAAACCCGCGCAGCAGACAUCAUCCGCGUCGUCUACAAAACCCUCUCUCUCGCAGUCAAAGUCUCCCUCCUCCCCAAACACUCCCACAUCAUCGACCUCUACACCCCGGAAUACGCAACCCAACUUCAAUCCGUCGAAGACAUCAUGUCUAAAUUCCCCUCCCGUCCCAGCAUCAGCAUGGAGCCGUCCAUCGUUCCAAGCCUAUAUAUUAUUGCAAUGGGAUGCAGCGACUUCGACAUCCGCUUACGAGCCAUUGAGGCCCUGGAUGGCUGGCCGCACUUUGAAGGUCUCUUUGAUUCCCAGUGGGUUUCGCUUCUCGGGGUCGAGAAAAUGGCGAUUGAUGUGCUGUCGUUGAGAUAUGAGGGCGGGUCAAGUGAGAAGGAGUCUGACUCUGGCCAGGGUUCUGAGCAGGGGUCGAUCUCCGGGGAGGAAUUGAUUCGCUUGGAAGAGAGGAUUAUUCAGUUGAGAGAUCAUGUCACCAGGGGUCAUAAGCAUUCUCUUGAGGAGAUUGCUGCUUCCACGGCUUAUGUCACGGCUUGGCCGUGCGUAGCGCUGAUUCAGGAGAUGAAGGCACGGUAUAGGUGA